GGCUCUCUUCCUGCCCCGCCCCUGGCGCUAAACGGGGAUUGGGUGAGGCCCGUCUUGCGUGUUGACGACACACGGGUACGUCGUUGACAGCUGUCGGGAGCCGGGAGAGAGGCGGCAGCGGGGCAGAAUGUCGUUGGCUGCUUAUUGUGUAUUUUGCUGCAGAAGAAUAGGAACUUCUGGUCCAACCACAAAAAGUGAUCUGCUGUGGAAAGAUAUCAGAAAAUUUUCAAAAUUAACUGGAUCACUUAUUCUCGGAGGUUUUGUAUUUAUUACAUAUGAAGUUCUGGCCCUAAAGAAGUUACUGACACUCGAUACUCAAGCUGUACAGCAAGAGAAACUGAAGUCCUAUAUUUAUAUAAAUACAGUUUCUUUAGAUCCCAGUGAAUGUCAAGGAAUCACAUGCAAGGCAAGAAAAGAACUUCAUAAAGUAGUGAGGAAAAUACUAGAAACUGAAGCUAAAAUACUCCGGAGACCUUUUGAUGAAUAUUUCAGUACGUUUACAGAAGAUCAUGAACGUGCCUUGUGGGUCCUCUUGAAGAGAAGUCAAUCAGAAGACAGAAUCGUUCGACUGCAGGCGGUGCAGCAAUUGGCAGAGAACGGUCACUGGCAUGAUUAUCAAUAUAGGACGAUUGCUCAAGCCUGUGAUCAGAGGACUGUGAUUGGUUUGGCCCGAUCCAAGGAUAUUGAUCUUCGUUUUUUUUUGCCACCACCUCCCUUACCAAAAGUAAAAGAUGUCCCAAACGAUUUCUCAAUUUGGAAUGAAUUAGUCCAAAGGAAGAAAACAUUCUUUCAACACCGGCAGAAGAAGCUAUUGCUGUUAAAAGAUUAUGCUAUAGAAGAUGAGCUCCGAUUGUUAUUGGUAUCUUUACCUCAGACUGAUCUUGAGCAAUGUGUCCAGUACUUCACAUCUCUGGCUUUAAGAGAAAGCAGUCAGACUCUAGCUGCACAAAGGGGGGGCUUAUGGUGUUUUGGAGGAAAUGGGCUUCCUUAUUGCGAGACUUUGAGUAAAGUCCCUUCAGAGACAGUAGAACUCUUCUGUUUACAAGCUUUAGUGCAACAUUCAAAGGUUUCUACUCAUUGUGAUAAAAUUGAAGCAAAUGGAGGUCUUCAGCUACUACAGAGGAUAUACCAGCUGCGUAACGAUUCUGCGAAAAUACAAAGGAACAUAAUUCGCAUCAUUGGAAAUAUGGCUUUGGAUGAACGUCUUCAUUCAUCCAUAGUACGUGCAGGUUGGGUUUCCAUACUAGCUGAAGCAAUGAAGUCUCCUCAUGUCAUUCAGUCUUCACAUGCAUCCAGAGCCCUGGCUAAUCUGGACAGAGAGACAGUGCAGGAAAAGUAUCCAGAUGGCGUAUAUGUUUUACAUCCACAGUACCGUAGCAGUCAGCCCAUUAAAGCAGACGUCCUUUUUAUUCAUGGUCUUUUGGGAGCAGCAUUUAAAACCUGGCGACAACAAGACAUUAAACAGCCUUUGGAUGUAAAGGCUUUCGAAGGGGAAGAGGUUUACAGUGAAUGCUGGCCAAAGACCUGGCUAGCCUCAGACUGUCCUUCGCUUAGAAUUGUAUCUGUGGAGUAUGACACCCACCUGAGUGAUUGGAAAACAAAGUGCCCUAUUGAGGACCACAGGAAAUCUAUUGCUUAUAGGAGCAAUGAGCUUCUUAACAAGCUUAGAGCUGCUGGUGUUGGAGACAGACCUCUGGUAUGGGUAUCACAUAGCAUGGGGGGUCUUCUAGUUAAAAAGAUGUUGGUGGAUGCUUCAAAGAACCCAGAAAUGGAUAAAAUUGUAAACAACACCCGAGGAAUCAUAUUUUAUAGUGUACCUCACCAUGGCUCCCAGCUGGCUGAAUACUCAAUGAAUGCUAGAUAUCUUCUCUUUCCUUCUGUGGAGGUUAAGGAACUCAGCACAGAUUCUCCUGCCCUUAAAGAACUAAAUGAUGAUUUUCUUGCAUUUGCCAAGGAUAAGAAAUUUCCAGUCUUGAGUUUUGCAGAAACUUUACCAACACGUAUAGGUAGCAUGAUAAAACUUCAUGUGGUACCUGUGGACUCAGCCAAUUUAGGCAUAGGAGACCUAAUUCCAGUGGAGGUUAAUCAUCUGAAUAUUUGCAAGCCAAAGAAAAAAGAUACUUUUCUAUACCAAUGUACUGUAAAGUUUAUUCAAGAUGCUUUAGCAAGAGAACUGAGAAGUUGAGACUUUACCAUCCUUGCUUGCUUCUCUCUCCCAUUUGGUGUAAUGCAACAAAGUCUUUCCACUAAAACUGUUGGCAGGCCUCCAGAACUACAGACACGAUAUUAAUAAAAUCAGCUGUCCAAGUGGCUUUGAAUAUAUCUUCUGUUUGGAAAUCUACAUUGUCUACGUCUGAAAUGCAUUCAACAUAUAUACAAACAACCACAGCCCCAGAAAUCUGGCAAUAAAAGGUGAAAGUCUGAUGUGAUUCACUUUGACUUAUUGACUACAUGUAUGUAAUUCCUCUGCUGAUUUGACCAGUAGGCAAUGGGAAUGCAGUGGAAAGGCUUCAGGUAUCCUGUAGCUACUCUUCUGGAGCAGCAUGGAUGGGCUAUGAAGGGUGUCCCAUGGUUCACUUCUUAGCCAAGAAAGGUUGCUGUGAUUGAGAUGAAUGUACAUAUGGUACACUAAGGACCAAAAACAAUAAACCCAGAUGAUCUGUUUCUGUAAUAACGUAGAGAAACAAAUGGCUGUCUCAAAGUACACAUCUGCUAUCCAUGUUUGGGAGUCUGAAACCUAUUAAGAACACAUGUGAAUGAUUCAAGAUAUUGUUUUGAUUGGACCAGUUUAUGCUGCUUGCCUUUCUGUUUAAUAGGCCCAGACAUUCUUCUAGUUUAAUUCACUUUUACCAGUUGGCAUCAAUUGAUAACAGGCACAGGAAACAGAGUGCUGUGUGAGAAAGAGAAGCAUCACCUAAUCUUUUGAUCUCUGGUAUGGUAUCCUAUGUAAAGGAGACAGUGACAGUUUAAUUUAGUUUUAAACAAAAAGAUAAAUACAUUCUUGUGCUGUUCCAUUUUAAUUCUGUCAGCGUUGGGCUUCAAGAUCAUAGGAAAAGAACACUAGUGUGAGAAGUUUUUGACCUAGUUCUCUGCUCUGUCAUACACGAGAUCUGGGUUGGGGACUUUUAUGCUGAUUUCUUGCUGCCUACUUUGGGAGUGCUGAAAAGGCAGCACACUUAACUCUUGGCCAGAGUGGCACAUGUUGCCCAAUAGGAAGCUCUCAGCUGAUUUAAGAAUGGUGUUGAUGAGGCUCAAAUAGAGGGAAACUUGUGUAGUCCUUCACAAGAAAGAUGGUGGCUAUGAUAUGAGGCUUUGGAAUUUGCAGGGGAGGGGGCAGGAGGCUAAGGCAGAAAACAUAAAGGAGUUCCCAGGGCUCCAUCAGAGCAUUUUAUAUUUGUGGGGGCCUAAACUAACUUAUUGCUGUACAUGGAGGAAAAACAGCAACAGUUUCUUAAAUAAUUAUGUGGAGUGUUUCACUGUAUUUUUU
Molecule: messenger RNA, 3487 nt
Organism: Trachemys scripta elegans
Lineage: Eukaryota; Metazoa; Chordata; Testudines; Emydidae
Gene: SERAC1
Product: serine active site containing 1
Exons: 18
Coding region: 128-2185 (685 amino acids)
Source: RefSeq, a predicted model, not a curated record